Molecule: messenger RNA, 2953 nt
Organism: Uranotaenia lowii
Lineage: Eukaryota; Metazoa; Arthropoda; Insecta; Diptera; Culicidae
Exons: 2
Coding region: 96-665 (189 amino acids)
Molecular function (GO): odorant binding
Source: RefSeq, a predicted model, not a curated record
GCAUUUAUUCGAGACGCAUUUACAGAUUAGCGCAUUCCAUUGAAGAAAUUUAUUCGCCAGUCGUUAUCUAGUAUCACUCAAGACUGUUUUUAAAAAUGGUGCAACUUAGUGCAGCCGUUCUAGUGAUUUUAAAUUUGGCAAUAAUUUUUGCUGACAAUGUAACGCCACCAGAAUCGAAACGGAACAACACUCAGCUGCCUCGAAACUGGAACGAAACCGUAAUCGAUGAUUUCCAUGAAUGUCUCGCCAAAAACGGAAUGACACCUGAGAUCACCGAUGAUGAUUUCGAGAAUAAUCGAGAACAACUGAACUGUUUGACGCUCUGCGUGCUGACCAAGUACGGACUCACCGAUACGGAGGGAUUUUUACGACACGAGCUGGUCGUUCAGGAAAUCAAAAAGUACUUCUAUGGCACCGAAUGGAGAGCACCUGUUCAGGACAGCGCUGCCGAGCAGUGCCUAGUCGAUUCGAUGCCGCGUUUGCCACUUCCAGAAGGCCUGUGCAAUCCGAUGGCGCUCGAAUUCUGGAUUUGCAUUUGGCGGAAGGUUUACGCCGUAUGUCAGGAGUGGCGAUGGAAAAUCUCGGAACAGUGCGAUAUGAUUCGAACCCGGUGUGAUUCUUACUUUCCGAAGACGUGUAGUCGUCUGAAGUAUAUUUUUAAGUAGUUGCAUUUCCGGUUGACUUGUUAAUUUUAAUUAAAGAGAUUUACUAUAGGUCAAAUGGUAGUUAGUUUGAGUAAUUCAAAUCUGAAUUAGAUUUCAAAUGGGAAUCACCCAAAGCAGUUUAAUUUUAGUUUUUUUUUUUCAAAAUAAUUCUAGUAUAUCUGAAACAAGGUUGCCAAUAAAAGAUUUGUGUUUUGCAAAAAAAGUUCUGAGUUGCUAUAAUUUUUCUCACAAAAUCUGUGAUGGUUUUCUGUGAUGGAAACAGCAUAAAUUUAUUUGAAAAGUCUUAAAAAAAGACUAUUUUCCACAUUUCACUUAAGAAAAAUCAAUUAACUUUACCGCAAAACGGGGCAACAUUGAUCACCGGGGUAGCUUUGAUAAACAUGAAAUUUUUCCACAUAAUCAUCAAUAACUAAGUCUAAGUUCAAAAAUCUCAAUUUGGUACAAACUUUUUGAAAAUUUCAAAUGUAAGUAAAAAUGAAAUUUCAAAACCUUGAAAUAUCUACUUUUUCGAAGGCCCGCAAGCAAUCGCCUUUCCUGAUGAAGCCAAAGCGUUAAGAAGUCAACAGGUUGAUUUAUGUGAGAGUUCAACUUUUUUCCUCAGUAAAUGUAUAGUUUUGAUGUAGUUUUUGUUGUAUUUUGAGGUAAAUAUUUGAUAUUAAAAAAUUAGGGACAUUUUCCAAGAGUAAGCCAGCCUAGGAAAAAAUCAGAAACCCUAUUUAAAAGUAAAGUUUGCAGAAAAAAAUUAAAGGGGAAUAGUGUGAGAAUUGAAUGAUGGCAAAAUCCUGUUUUUUUUAGUUAAAGUUUUAUAAGUAAUGUUUAAAAAUUUACCCCCUUAAUUUAUGCAGCUUCAUUGUCCAUCUCUGUCCAUCUCUUGAUUUGAAUUGUUGUUCGGCCUUGACACAUUAAGGAUACAAAUUUAGUAUUUUUGAGCCACCGAAAGUGUUAUAUUCAUUUUUGUAGAAUUAAUUUUAUAUCAUUUGAGUUUGUUCCGAACUGUCUAAGUUUAUCAAUUACUAGCAGUUGUAAAUAUUAUGAAGGUAUUUUGUAUCAACCGUUACAACCGUCAAAAUAGAAACUGAUCAAUGUUACCCCAAAGCAUUAAAUUCUAAACAAAGAUGAAAUCGAUUUUGAAAUCAAAUUUAAAGUAGUAUAAUAAAAUUCUGCAACCAUGUUUUACGUUCAUAGGAGUCCAGCGCUGGUUUUCAAAGUAUGAAACUUGUCACAUAACCCUUAACACAAAUAUAAUCGACAAAUUUUGAAAAAAACGUGAUCAAUCUUACCCCGGAUUACGGUACCAAUCUUAGCACGAUUUUCCAAAACAAAGAUAGAAAUCCAAAAUUUUUGUUAAAAUAAAAUUAACGUUUGUACAAAAUUUAAAAGAUCUGUAAAAUUUGAAAAUAUUUCCAAAACUUUUUGUUCUGUGACACAGAUUCUGUGAAAAAAAAUUUCUCAAAAUUCUGUGAAAUUACAGGGUUUUCUCUGACUUCGGCAACCUUGAUCUGAACAUAAGGCCAUUUAUAAAAUUUGUUGAAUUAAGUAGAUUUUAAGUCAGGAGGUACCUAUUUUAAACUUUGAGCUCAAAACAGAGGAAGUGAAAAAUAAACUAAUUAUUAUCAGUUUAGUUAAAGAGAUUUAGUUACUGAAAAAAAUAAUUUUUAUAAUAUCAAUAACUUUUAAGAUUAGGUAAUAGCAAGGCCGGAUUAAGGGGGGGGGGGCAAAAGGGGCAAUUGCCCCGGGCCCCCCGGCUCAUGGGGCCCCCCGAGGGAAAAAAAGUUUUAACACUUCUUGAAUAACCUACUUCAAUUUCUACAAAUCUAUGAAAAAACUAAAAAAUCGGAAUGUCAAUUUGAAAUAUAACAACUAAGAGCACCAGUACCGGUAAGUGCUAUCCCAGGUGUUAACCCGGGACACAUUUUAGGUCUUAUUUUAGCUUUAGCAGCUCAUUUGCGCACCGGUAAGUCCUAAACUUGUUUCCAUUUUUGCCACUAGUGACGCAUCGAUAGGUAUUGUUGUUGUUUGUUGCUAUUUUCGCUUGGGAAUUUUCCCUAGACACUUUAGCACCUGUCAAAUCAGGAGCUGGUCGGUAUUCAAAUUUCGCUCCUGGCUCACUUUUUUAACACCCAGGGCCCCCGGGAAAUAAUAUCUAGAAUAGUUUUUCUCUUGUAUAAGUUAAGGGGGCCCCCUAGAGUUAGCAGUGAAGAAGUUCUCCUGCAUUUUGCGAGCAAAGAAUAUCAAAAUUGGGAUAAUAUACUUUUUUUGUAGUAUUAGAUUAUGACGGAUUAAAAUCA